AGCUUUUCCUGCUUCAUGUGGAUUGGAGCCGGGAGGGAGAAAACUCUGUUACUCACUCCGUCUCCAACUUUGAGAGGAAGUUACCACCUCUUCCCCAGACGCUGCACACACACACACACACACACACACACACACUCACACACACACACACACACACACUCUGUCUUCGGGACUUGACCACAGCAGCAACCGAGAAUCAACAGAAACAGUCAGGACUGCUCGUGAUGCCGUGUGUUUUUAAAUGUGGAGGGAAAAGAAGGCUGAGAUCUGCAGUUGCCUGAGGUUUUUUUCCCCUGUUUGGACUGAACUGUUGUAGAAGGACGUGUUUUGUUUUGUUUUUUCCUCGGCACUGACCGCCUCCGUGCAUUUUACAGUUGAACCGCUGCCUCUGGUCUCUUGCCCGACCGUGUAUCCUGCAGCAGGCCUGUCGCUGUUUGCAUUGCAGACACCUCAGGUUGCCAAAUGAACUGUUUAGCUUGAGGACCAAAGAUCACGGGCCCUGAUCCAACAGUGAGGACAGAGAGAGGAGCUUGAUCAUUUCAAACUUCUCGUUACAACAUGAGCUGGGACUGAGCCUGUGCGUCAACGUUUCAUUUUUUCGGUGUGAAGGAAACAAAGUCAAGAUCACCAUGGAUGUGAAGAAAAAAGAAAUGGACCUGCUGAGCAACAGCAUAGCAGCUUACGCACACAUUAAAGCAAACCCAGAGAGCUUCGGCCUUUACUUUGUGCUCGGAGUGUGUUUCGGGCUGGUGCUGACGCUCUGCCUCCUGGUCAUCCGCAUCUCCUGCAAGCCACGCACCAAAGUCGCCUCCUCCUCCUCCUCCACGCCGGAGAAAAAACAAUUAAAAGGCAUCAGCGGGGAGGAUGAGGAGGAGGAGAGUGAGGAUGAAGAAGACGAGGAAGGGGACGAUGUCGAGGCACAGGUCCCUUUGCCCAGCACAGAAAUCCCUGUGGGUAAUCAUAACAGCCAGUCGGACGGGACGCUGAGCGUGAACGUAUUUACUUCAGCCGAAGAGCUGGAGCGGGCUCAGCGGCUGGAGGAGAGGGAACGUAUCAUACGGGAGAUCUGGAGGAACGGCCAACCUGAUAUCUUGGGGUCGGGGACAGGGACGAUUGGACGAGUGCAUUACUACUAAAGGGCUGACAAGGGAGACGCAAGCUGCAAACUCUGUGGAGGAGUGGCUCAGACCUUUGAGUGGGCCCAGUGUCCCUGAAGCCUGCACGACCGGAGAACUUGUGUCAAGAUACAAAAGGACACACAUCUGGAAACAGGAUAUACAGCAAUGUGCCACAUUUUGAUACACUUGGCUCGGACAGAGCUGAACUUUGAGAUAUUGCACUUCUUAUUAAGCAAAGUUAUUUUUAACAGACAACAUGAACUUAAACCAAGAGAUGUCUUUAAUAACUGAUUAGACCACAUGGAAAAGAGGCCGAAUGAAUGUGGGACGCUUGAAGUAUUAAACUGUUUGGCGCUUAAGCACAGAGAUGCACACAACUAGGUUUAUGUAGGCUAAGUGAAAAAUAACGACAAUAAAUGUACUGUAUGUUGCAAUGAAGAUUAUUUGUUCGCAGUGUAAAGGAAAAUAAAAUGUCAUCGUUUGAACAAGCACAUAUCGAUCAAUUGUGGGGGUCAGAUUAUGAGUUAAAAACAAUUAAAAUUGGAGUCUUUAAUUUAUAAAUGCAUUUCAACUACGUCUAUGUUUUCAGGGGUACUUCCAACAGAGGAAAUGACAGAUUUAAAGUAUUAAGCCGGAACAAUUUACUGUUGUUUCUCUUCAUAAUGUCAGACAAAUAUACACCAGAGCUCUUCCUCUCCGUACCUUUGGGCCAUGGAUUUAUAAUCAAGUUUUUUUUUUUAAAAGGCCAAAAGUCUAUUUUUUGUCAGUGUGGUUAAUGGAAAAAUUUCGUUUUUUUUUGUCAUUUGUUGUUUCUGCUCAAUGUCUCUGUCUCUAAAGAUUAAAGAAGAAAGAAGUUUUAUAAUAAAAUUUCUAGAAACUCAACAACAAUCUUCCUGUCAUAAUAAUGUGUGUAAGUCUGAUGGAAUCAGAAUUGUACGAUGGCGUAUCAGGUGCAGAAUGAAGAAGAAAAUAGCAGAUUUCGAGAUUAAAGUCAUAGUAAUAUAAGAAUGAAGUUGUUAUUGAAUUAGGACAAAAAACUCAUAAUCUAAUUUGAAAAGGGUCAUAAUAAUUUGAGAAAAAAUGUUUGAAAUAACAAGCAAGGAGAGCUCGAGCUCUCCGGAGUUCAACUCAUUCUGGAGCCAAAAUCUUGAUUAGCAAUCUCAUUGUCUCUUGAGAAACCGCAAAAUCCCUUUGGAUACAACAGAUGUAAACAAUGAUGUACUCCACCACUACCAAAUAAUUCCUCCACCGCAGGAGAGGCAUUUCCUCCAAGCCUGUGUCAUUCUUUCUUUGGAAUGGACUCAUUUCUUGCUAAAUCUUUUCAAAGUCCUGAUACUUGUGAUAAUGUGGCGCUGUGUAUUUGUUGAACCAAUAACUUAACAAGAUCCUCCAUGUUCCUCAUUUGAAGGCAGGUUUGAUCUUCUGAUAUCCCCUUCUAAAAUGAAGAAUAGCCAAACAUUUAGUUAUCUAUAUAGCCGAUUUUCGCAAGUCACAAUUUGUUGACUUCAUAUUCAUAAUAUUAUGACAUUUUGCUGUCAAUAUUACCAUUUUAUUCUGGCAAUGUUGUGACUUUUUUCUUGUUAUAUUAUGACUUUUAUUCUUGUAAUGUUGUGACUUUCUUCUUCAAAUAUUAUGACUUUUAAGAUUACCACUUUAUUCACAUAACAUUAUGGCUUUUUUUUUCUCGUAAGAUUACCACUUUUUUCUAGUAGAAUGACCUUUUUUAUUGUAAGAUCACCACGUUUAUCUCGUAAUAUUAAGGAAUCUUUCAAAUUAAUUUAUGCUUGUUCUUCUUGUAAAGUUAUGGCUAUUUGCUAGUAAUUUAAGGCUUAUGAUGUCUUAAAAUGUCAUCUCUGUACCGGAUGUGACGCACUUGAGUCGCCCCCUUUGAUGAAAACGCGGCAAGUUGAGUCAGUCCUCAACUCCUUUCUCUCUCUCCUGCUGCUCCCAUCAUUUCUCUCGUAGUUUUAUCGUGACAAACUUCAACAAUGUUGGUUUUAUGAAUUAAAAAAAUCAUCUUCCCGUUGCUUCCCUCGUCGGUGUCGCGGCUCCAUUAUUGGCCGUUGAUCUUCAGGCGUCCUCAAACGCCUCCUCAAACCGGAAGUCAGAGUUUGAACGGGCACCUGAGCAGCGGGGACCAGGACAACAUGUCUCAGCUAAGUGCUAAUUGUUCACCUGUGUAACAUGGAGGAUACUUCAACUCUACGUUGUGUGCUCCACAGUGACGUUAGCCACACUAGCAGUUGGUUGUUUCACCAUUUUGGUUCAAACUCAUAGUCUGAUAUGUUUUUAUUUCCAUAUCUGACUCACAUGAACAACAAACUAUACAUGUAAGUGGAUAAUGGUUGGAUGGGUGGUUUUAUUAAGGCUACAUCUCUUUGUUCAGAUAUGUUUCUACCCUCCCCAUGAAACAAAUACAUUAAUAUAAUAAUAAUAGUACAAAAAGCCUAAUAAAUACAAUGAGACUAAGUUUGGUCCUUUCCCAUUCUGGUCUCUGGAGUUUAGCAUUGUCGUAGAGAGUGAAAUAUCCUACGCGCAUUGAUGGUUAUUCAGAUGAUCCCAAACACUUCUGUGAUCCUAUGAUUCUCCUUUUAGCCCCAAGUUGCACGCGGACAUCUUAUUGUAUCUGAGUGAAAUGUCUCGAAAUUUUUUUAGACGGUAAACAUUCAUGGUCCCCGCAGGAUGACUUGUAGUAACAUUGGGGUCCUCUGACCCUUUAUCUAAUGCCACCAUCCAGUUAAAACAUUCUGGUGUCACACUAAAUACUGGCCAAACUAGUGUCAGUCCCAUCAGCCUCAGCAGUUGUGUUAAGUGCUAAAUAACAAAUGUUUGGAAAUACACUAAACCAAGAUGGUGACCGUUGUAAACACUGCAAAGCAUCAGGAUCAACAUUGGCAUUGUGAGCAUAAAGUUGCUAGUGCGGCUGUAAACUAUUGUUAGAUUGUGUGUUUAAAGCUCUUGACCCUGCUGAGCUUUGGCAUGCUGGAGUUUGCUGCUUGUACCUUUCUGCUCUAACCCCCGCUGGCUGAAUUUGCUGACUGGCUUUCUUUUCUUUUGGUGAUGUUCAGCUUGUGCAAUGAUUCUUUUAAGUAACACUUGAUAUGCAUGUUUGAAUAUUAUAUGUACUGGGCUCCAUGGGUUUUGCAACGUCUUUUUUAUGUGCUUGAUUCACGAAGCCUCCUGAUGUUGCACAGUGGCUUCAGGAAUGUAAAUGUGGCCAUGACCACAGCUCAUUAUUAUGAUUACUUCCUUCUAAUAUUGGCUUCAUACUAGUUAUUCUCACAUUUUCUAAAGCCACUUUAUUUAUCUUGGAGAAAUUCUGUUCGAUUCCUACUCGUGUUACUAUUUGUCUUUUACAUCUGUCUUUCUUCCUUCAGUGGCUGCUUUGCUUUUCUCUAUCCAAAUGCUGAUGCUAAUCUCUGGUUAGUCACUGAUUCGUCAUAACAUUAUUAUUAUUAUUGCUCGAUUAUUUCUUGGUUGGAAAUGCCUUGUUUAGUGGUGGCCAGACUAGUACCGGUCCCACAGAUAGAAGCUGCUCACCAAACAGUGCUUCCCCUUCGUUUGUCUGCUGUGUCUUAGAAUAGCCCACACAUUGUAGAUUCAACAUAAUAGAUGGUGUCGGGCGCUGCUUUUUAUGUGGUUUUUGGGGGGAGGAAACUGCUGUUCUGACAUCGGUGCAUGCUCGCAGGGAGGGAAGAGGUCAUGGCUUGUAUGGCAAACAUCAACUCUGUAUUACAUUUGUUCCACUGCAAUGACUGGAAUAUUGUUUCCCCUGCCAAUAAAGACUUACAGAACAUUAA
This is a messenger RNA of Pleuronectes platessa (European plaice), 4918 nucleotides long. It is a transcript of the gene eva1ba, whose product is annotated as eva-1 homolog Ba (C. elegans). The record is from RefSeq and is a predicted model, not a curated record. The transcript is spliced from 5 exons. Bases 630 to 1136 code for a protein of 168 amino acids. Lineage: Eukaryota; Metazoa; Chordata; Actinopteri; Pleuronectiformes; Pleuronectidae.